This is a messenger RNA of Mangifera indica (mango), 1131 nucleotides long. RefSeq names its product phosphatidylinositol-glycan biosynthesis class X protein. Gene Ontology annotation, cellular component: endoplasmic reticulum membrane. Bases 89 to 1015 code for a protein of 308 amino acids. Gene Ontology annotation, biological process: GPI anchor biosynthetic process. Lineage: Eukaryota; Viridiplantae; Streptophyta; Magnoliopsida; Sapindales; Anacardiaceae. The record is from RefSeq and is a predicted model, not a curated record. The transcript has 4 exons.
GUUAAUAUAAAACUCCAGUGUCUCGAGUUGAAGAAGCUUUGGAGAAGACUUUUCACCCAUUUUGGUUUCGUGUUUCAGAAACUACACCAUGGGAUCUCGAGAAGAUGAUCGAUUAUGGCUUUUCCGUAAUCUUGCAAUUGCUAUAAUGGUUUUUGCAGCGGUUGGCAUUGAGGUGGGAAGGUGUGGGACAAAUUUUGAUUCCAACAAGUCCAAUAUCAAAGCUUUCUGUAGUUCCAAGAAAUAUCUUAUGACAUCAUAUUUCGAAAAAUAUGAAAACUUAGUUGAUUCGUAUUUUCAAGAUUUCAUAGCACGUGAACUUCAUUCUGUUUCGUGUGAAGUGCUGCCAGAGAAUCAGAGUCCUGUUUCAAAACAUUCAGUUCUGCAGCGACAUUUGAUAGGUGAAGGUUCCCAUCGUCAUCUAUCAUCAUCUAUCAGAUUUGACAUUGACCCAAAGUCCUUAGCUCGGCUACCUAUAAACUAUUGCGAGGUUUUAGUAGUCGAAAGACUGCCCUCUGGAGUAUUUGCUGACCCAUUUGAGCUACAACAUCUUCAGCAGCAUGUUUUUACAGAUAUAGCUGUUUCUGGAGAUACAAACUUGGAAUUGCCUUCAUUUCGUUCCAAUCAGUCUGCUGUUGAAAUCCACAUGAAUGUUGGUACAAAUAUCUUUCACGAAAAAGCACUGGAAAUUAAACUACAGCUACCAUUACAUGCACGGUAUCAGCCCUUAGCUGAAACUGGGUAUUCAAAAGUUGAAUUUGGCAGUCCUGAUUUAUUCAUAUGCUGUUGCAUUGAAGGAAAGCCGCAAAACAAGAGCUGUUUGUUCAUCUCAACCACUGGCCAUACUGAAUCUAAAACAGAAGCUGCUGUGUGGAAAAUACCUUCUGGUAUUAAGGCACAUACAGAGGUUGUAUCUGUUGUGACUUUCAUUUCUGCCGUUUUAUCAACUCUUGCAAUUGUAUGGGCAUCCAUAUUUUGUUCAGACAUUAAGCCCCGUAAAAGCUCCAAACAAUCUUGACCACUUAAAUAUGAGUUUUUUGGCCUUUGAUACAACAGUUUAACAAUCAGUUAUAUUUUUUUAUUUCAGUUUUGCAAAUAAAAAAUGUCAAACAGCCGUAGCAUCUUCUUGAUUUA